Molecule: messenger RNA, 828 nt
Organism: Musa acuminata AAA Group (dessert banana)
Lineage: Eukaryota; Viridiplantae; Streptophyta; Magnoliopsida; Zingiberales; Musaceae
Product: ubiquitin-conjugating enzyme E2-17 kDa-like
Exons: 5
Coding region: 206-652 (148 amino acids)
Biological process (GO): ubiquitin-dependent protein catabolic process; protein polyubiquitination
Cellular component (GO): nucleus
Source: RefSeq, a predicted model, not a curated record
UGCGUGGUGAUCGCGCUAACACGUCUUCUUGGCCGCUUCCCAGGUUACGAAUCUAGACUAUAAUGUCAUCGACGCCGGACCGGUUGAUCUGCUCCCAUUUCUGAUGCGUUUCUUGCCUGUUGGUGGCCACCGCUCCCUGGGUCCUAAGGGUUGAUGAUCGAUCUUGAUUUUUGACGGUGGUUUUGUUUUCACAUGACUUUGAUCUAUGGCUUCCAAGAGGAUCCAAAAGGAGUUGAAGGACUUGGAGAGGGACCCUCCUGUGUCUUGCAGUGCAGGCCCUGUCGGCGAGGACAUGUUCCACUGGCAAGCGACCAUUAUGGGACCUGCUGACAGCCCCUAUGCUGGUGGUGUAUUUUUAGUGAAUAUUCACUUUCCACCAGACUACCCAUUCAAGCCACCAAAGGUCUCUUUUCGCACCAAAGUUUUUCAUCCAAAUGUCAACAGCAAUGGUAGCAUCUGCCUCGACAUCCUCAAGGAGCAGUGGAGCCCUGCUUUGACCAUAUCAAAGGUGUUGUUAUCCAUAUGCUCACUUCUGACGGAUCCCAACCCUGAUGAUCCAUUGGUACCUGAGAUCGCUCACAUGUACAAGACUGACAGGGCCAAGUACGAGACAACUGCCAAGUCUUGGACUCAGAAGUAUGCCAUGGGAUAGAAAACUUUCUACUUUUGUGGAGCAUUCGCAGGUUGGAUCUCUUGGAAAAUAAGAUAUGUAGUAGUAGUGCUAUUGUCAUGGGCUAAACUACUAUUUGGUACCCAACUGGAGAUCCUUAAAACUCUUGUAGACCUUAAUAUACAUAUGAAUCUUAAUUUCUUCCUGUUGUUUCUGCA